CACCUGCCUCGUGUUGCCUCUCCUCUCCCUUUCCUCUUCAGACCUAACUCGAGAUCUUACUUAAAGGGAAGAAACGGGGUUAGUGUAAACUGAAAAAACAACAAAAGAAAAUGGCUGCGUUGACAAUGGCACAAGACUAGUUUGAGGCAAAUUUUAGAGAAGAGUUAUUUCAAAAGUAUCUGCAGUGUCUGAAGUACUUGGUGCCAAGUAAUGUCUAUUAUAACACCAAUGAAGAACUAAAGACUGCAGCCCAGAAUCCAUCUUCCAAGUCUCGGCAUGGAUACUACAUUCUCCAGAAGUGUGAAGCUCUUCAGUGUGGAGACAUUGAAAAGCUGAUCAAGAAACGCAAGAGUGUAGAUGUGACUAUUGAAGAUACUUAUGACAUCAUCAAGAGGGCACACAUUGCAACAGGGCAUGGUGGACGUGACAGAAUGAAGUGAAAUUUCGGGGCAAAGUAUCCUAACAUCGCAAAAGAAGCUAUUGAAUUAGUCAAGUCCUAUUGCCAAGAAAAGAGAAAGCGAAAUAAGACUGCUGGGUUGUUGUGAAGCUCCUCUUGAGCAGUGAAUUCAAUUCCGUAGCCAAGUUGACCUUGUGGAUAUCAGUUGAAGUGGAUCAUGGUCUACCAGUACCACCUCACCAAGUUUGUCAUACUUCAAGCACUUACAUCAAAGAGAGCUGCUGAAGUUGCCUUUCAACUGCUCGAUAUAUUCCUUUUGUUUGGAGCUCCUGGCAUACCGCAAAGUUACAAUUCUUCUGAAUUCACAGCUAAAGUGAUCUCAGACUUGAAGGAAGUUUGUCCACAACUCAUUAUGGUCCAUGGUAAACCAACUCAUCCACAAAGCCAAGAUUCAGUAGAACGAGCCACUGGUGACAUCAAGGACAUGUUGCAUGCAUGGAUGGCAGACAACAAGACACAGGGUUGGUUCGUUUAGUUCAACACCAAAAGAACUCUGCUCAUCAUUGCGGUAUCAAGCGCACUCCAUUCAAAGCAUUGUUUGGCACUGAUCCUAGGGUGAGUUUGGCAACAUCGAGUCUUCCUCUAGAGGUCCUUGAAAGAUUACAGUCAGAAGAUGACUUCCUUGCCCUCUUUGCUAGUCCUUCAGAAGAGGAAGUUCUUGCUCAAGAUCCCCAACCUUCACCAGCAUCUGCAGCACCAGCUCCCACCUCUCAGCCUACACCUGCUCAAAACCCCCGGAUCCCACCAGCAUCUGCAGCACCAGCUUCCACCUCUCAGCCUACACCUGCUCAAGACCACCAACCUUCAGCUCUUACAAAACGCCAGAGUGUGAUAACAGAACAGAGGAAGAGCGCCAGGGAGGUACAACUCUCCCAGCUGAACCCAUGGUGAAACGCAGCCGGAUAGACUUCAAGACUGUGCCAUCCCCAUGGUGUUAUCAUUGGUCACAGUGACAAUGAUUUGUACACAUAGCUGUGAAGAAUGGGAUUCUGACGACCAAGCACUCCUGCAAUCAAUCUGAUAUUUGUCCUCAAAGACUUCUUACUCUGUCUGAUGUCAACCAAGAAGACCUGGUUUCCUUGCGACAGGCUCUGAAGAAAUCAACUACUGGUGGGCAAGGAUUUGUCAAAUGUGAUUGUGCUGCAAGUAAGAAGUGUUGUACUAGCAGAUGUAAAUAUUUCAAGGAUAAUCUCAAGUGUAAUAGACGUUGUCAUAGUAGUACUACAUGUCGAAAUAAGUAAAUGUCAAAUUGUUGUCUAAAAUUUGUUGAUGUCUGUGAUUUGUAUGUAUUUGACUGUACAUGUGUAUGUAUUUCACCUGAA
Messenger RNA from Penaeus chinensis, 1779 nucleotides. RefSeq lists its product as uncharacterized. The coding region runs from base 893 to 1348 and encodes 151 amino acids. The record is from RefSeq and is a predicted model, not a curated record. The transcript has 2 exons. Lineage: Eukaryota; Metazoa; Arthropoda; Malacostraca; Decapoda; Penaeidae.